GUAAUAAUUCGACAGAGACAGACAGAACUACUGUCGAUUCUUCGCUAUUUGAGCUAGUGAAUUGAUAAAUCUCGAGAUUAACCGGUACGCUGUUAAUUUCAGAGCGGAAAAGCACAUACUCAAUUGAAAAAACGUAGAAAAUACUUGUGUAGUGAUUUUUUAAACUUAAUAUUAUCGAAAAAAUGGCUAGUAUGUCUGUUAUUGGUAUUGACUUAGGAAACGAAUCUUGUUAUGUGGCCGUCGCUAAAUCAGGAGGAAUAGAAACAAUAGCGAAUGAUUAUAGUUUGAGGGCUACACCAUUAUGUGUUGCCUUUUCUGGAAAAAACCGUAUCUUGGGGGUCGCUGCAAAAAAUCAGCAGGUGACAAAUUUGAAGAACACAGUAUAUGGGUUAAAGAGACUUUUAGGUAGAAAAUUCAGAGAUCCACAUGUUCAACGAGAACUUCAAAUGUUACCAUUUAAUGUUAUUGAAGUAAAUAAUGGUAACAUAGGGAUUAAGGUUCAAUAUUUAAAUGAAGAGCAUAUUUUUUCACCUGAGCAGUGUUUGGCUAUGCUGUUAACUAAAUUGAAGGAUAUUUCAACAUCAGCUUUGAAAACACCUAUAAAUGAUUGUGUUAUCUCUGUACCAUCUUAUUUCACAAAUAAUGAAAGGAAAGCUCUGUUGGAUGCUGCCUCUAUUGCAGGUUUGAACGUCCUGCGUCUUUUCAAUGAAACAGCAGCUACUGCUCUAUCUUAUGGUAUUUAUAAGCAAGAUCUUCCCGCUCCUGAAGAAAAACCUAGAAAUGUUAUAUUUGUUGACUGUGGUCAUUCAGCACUUCAAGUAUCUGCUUGUGCGUUUCAUAAAGGGAAACUCAAGAUGAUUGCCACCAGUUCUGAUGCUAACUUAGGUGGAAGAGACUUUGACUAUAUAUUAGCAGAGCAUUUCUGCAAAGAAUUUCAGACUAAAUACAAAAUUGAUGCAAGAAGUAAUCCCAGAGCCUUCUUGAGACUUCUGACAGAAGUUGAAAAAUUGAAAAAGCAGAUGUCUGCCAAUUCAACAUCCCUGCCCUUGAACAUCGAGUGUUUCAUGAACGACAAAGACGUUCAUGGAGAUAUAAAGAGGUCAGAUAUGGAAGCUAUGUGUGCUCCCUUGUUCCAACGAGUGGAAGAGACGCUGAGAAACUGUCUAGAGCAGUCUGAAUUGUCACUUGACGAUAUUUAUGCAGUUGAAAUCGUUGGCGGGUCGUCUAGGAUCCCAGCAAUCAAGCAACUCAUUGAGAAGAUCUUCAAAAAGGCUCCUAGUACCACCUUGAACCAAGAUGAGGCUGUGAGCAGAGGAUGUGCCUUGCAAUGUGCAAUGUUGUCACCUGCUGUGCGUGUUAGAGAUUUCAGUGUUACAGAUGUGCAGAGCUAUCCUAUCUCUGUAUAUUGGGAAGCUAGUGCUGAGGGUGAUGCAGGAGGCAACGUUGAAAUAUUCCCAUUGAAACAGGCAAUCCCAUUCUCGAAAUUGCUGACUUUCUACAGACAUGAACCUUUUGCUAUCAGAGCUUGUUAUUCUGGCAAUGUUCCUUAUCCAGAUAAAAAUAUUGGCACGUGGAUCAUCAAAGACGUGCGUCCCAACUCCGAGGGCAAAGCUCAAAAAGUCAAGGUAAAGGUUAGACUGAACCUGCACGGGAUCAUGUCGAUAUCCAGCGCGUCGAUGUACGAAGCAAAGAGUACCGCGGAACCGGAAACGCCCGAAGAGCAGCAGCAAGAGCAGAACGGGCCGGAGGACGCCAAGCGGAACGGCAGCAGCGACGCAACGGCCGCCAACAACGAGACCGACGCACCGAUGGAGACGUCUAACGGCGGCGGGGCCACACCGCCCGAGGUAGGCUCCGGCACCAGCUGGACGAAGAAAAUUUCUGGCUGGUUCGGCGGGGACGGUGAUAAGGACAAGAAGAAGAAAAAUGUCGUCAAGAGCGUGGAACUACCGAUUGAAUCUCUGACAUACGGCUUCUCCCAAGUAGAACUUAACCAAUACACCGAGCAAGAAUGUAAGAUGAUUGCUGCAGAUCGACAGGAAAAAGAGAGGGCCGACGCUAGGAACGCCCUAGAAGAAUACGUUUACGAACUUAGGGGGAAACUAUCGUCUGAUGGGGAGUUGUGUGAGUUUGUGGCCGAAAACGACAGGUUGAAUCUCGUCCAGCAACUGGACCACAUGGAAAACUGGCUAUAUGAAGAAGGGGAAGAAUGCAACAGACAAGUAUACUGUGACAAACUUGCGGAGUUGAAGGGUAAAGGUGAACCUAUCCAGAAUAGAAGAAUCGAGGCAGAAUUGAGACCGAUUGUCUUUGAGGAUUUCGGCAAAUCACUACAGCUGUGCCAGAAAAUCCUUGAUAAAAUAAGGAGCAAAGACCCGAAAUACGCCCAUCUAACAGAUGAAGAUGUUAAAAAAGUUGAACAAACCUUGGUUUCUUCAUUCGAAUGGCUGGAACAGGCUAGAUCUAGACCGGUCAAACUAGAUAUUCCUCCUCCAAUCACGGUCGCUCAAAUUAGGCAAGAGAAAGCGAACUUUGAGAGUACUGUCAAUCCCAUUCUUAACAAAGCACCACCCAAAGCAAAGACGCCACCAAAAGAUGAAAAAGAAACCAACGAUAAUAAAGACGGAAAGCAGCAAGAACAGCAGCAACAGCAACAAAAUAGCCAAGGAGAGUCUCAACAACAGUCUCAAGAAAACAUGGACUGGUCAUAAAUUAAUGAAUUAACUAUAUUCUAGAUCAAUUUGCUUUUAAUGUUGAUCGUUGAAAAAAACACAAAUUUUGUUAAAAAAAGUUUUUCAGAUAACUUAUUUAUUCAAUAUGCUCUUUUUUACUUAAUUUCCUUGCUGAAAGAGAAUAACACUUUGCGCUAAUAUCGAUAGCUGGGAAGGUUUUAUGGACGACAUUAGAAACAGCCUCAUUUUGAACUCCAAUAGCCUCGCUUUAGUUACAAAAUUAUCAUCCGUUGUGCGGCGAAUUUACAAUGUAUUUACCAAAUAGAUUCUUUAUUUUUUUUAAGAAAUUCUUUCAUCAAUUUAUUUUUCAAAUUUCACUAUUGUGAAAUUGGUUUGCAUUUAUUUUCUCAGAAUAGAUUCAUAUGCAUGCAGUAUUACUGAUAAAUGAGAGGCCACAUAACGUAGGAUUUCAAUUUUGUUCCUGAUUUAUAGUUGAUAGGUUUUUUUUUGGAGAGGAUUUCAGGACAUAAUUUCACUGCUUCAUAGGAUGAAUGUAGGCGGAAUAUUGUAAUGACUUUCACCAUGAAAAUCAUUUAGCGAUUAAAUGGAAUCAAUGAAAAUCUUAAGCUGUACAUUUUAUCUAGUUAAAUUUAGAAGUAAGGGUUAUUUAUUACAUUUCCUUAUUUGCUGUAAAUAUUUCUCCACUUGAAUUUAUCAAAAUUCAAAAUAUUAAGUAAGAAAGGGCAUUUCAAUACUGCUGCACAGUUCUUACACGAUUUAGAAUUUCUUCUAAUUGGCUACAGUUUUCAUUCUAAUUAUUGAUCAGUGGAAUUGUCCUACUUUUACGUUCAAUAAAAUGUGUAACUCA
Messenger RNA from Coccinella septempunctata (seven-spotted ladybird), 3540 nucleotides. RefSeq names its product heat shock 70 kDa protein 4 (gene Hsc70Cb). Lineage: Eukaryota; Metazoa; Arthropoda; Insecta; Coleoptera; Coccinellidae. The record is from RefSeq and is a predicted model, not a curated record. The transcript is spliced from 11 exons. The coding region runs from base 183 to 2711 and encodes 842 amino acids. Gene Ontology annotation, molecular function: ATP-dependent protein folding chaperone; ATP binding. Gene Ontology annotation, biological process: protein folding. Gene Ontology annotation, cellular component: nucleus; cytosol.